Molecule: messenger RNA, 1431 nt
Organism: Erythranthe guttata (spotted monkey flower)
Lineage: Eukaryota; Viridiplantae; Streptophyta; Magnoliopsida; Lamiales; Phrymaceae
Product: beta-1,3-galactosyltransferase 7
Cellular component (GO): Golgi membrane
Molecular function (GO): beta-1,3-galactosyltransferase activity
Source: RefSeq, a predicted model, not a curated record
CUAUCAUGAAUUCUGGGUUUUCUCUUUUCUUUUUUCUUUAUAUUUAUUUAUUUAUCCUAAAUUUAUACACCUUAUAGAAAGAACAGAAAACCAUGAAAUCUAAGAGCAGUACGAAGGUUUCUGCAAAAUGGAUUUUCAUUUUCUCCACCUGCUCCUUCUUCCUUGGCAUAAUGUUCACCAACAAAUUGUGGGUCCCACUGGAAUCCAACAACCAGCUCAUAACUCUUAAAAGAAGGGACCAAGAAGAGCUGCAGAUCACCUCUUCGGACUGCAGUACUGAGAUAAAGAAAUCAAGAAACCAGGACAAAGAUGUAGUGAACGAGGUUUACAAAACCCAUGAAGCAAUUCAGUCUUUGGACAAGUCAAUAUCAAUGCUCCAGAUGGAGUUGUCUGUGUCUAGAAAAUCUCAUGAGAAAAUGAAAACUAACGAUGAUUCGUCGUCCUCUGCGAGUUCUAUAAGGAAGAAGGCAUUUAUGGUAAUUGGUAUAAAUACGGCUUUUAGUAGUCGAAAAAGGCGCGAUUCUGUUCGACAAUCUUGGAUGCCUCAAGGGGAACAACUUCGUAGAUUGGAAGAAGAGAAGGGGAUUGUUGUGAGAUUCAUGAUUGGACAUAGCGCCACAUCGAACAGCAUACUGGAUAGAGCUCUCGACUCUGAGGAAGCUCAACACAAAGAUUUUCUCAGGCUGGAUCAUGUUGAAGGAUAUCAUGAAUUGUCUGCAAAAACAAAGAUUUUCUUCACCACUGCUGUUGCAAAAUGGGACGCAGAUUUUUACGUCAAGGUUGACGAUGACGUACACGUUAAUUUGGGUACAUUAGCUGCAAACCUCGCACGCCAUCGAUCGAAACCGAGAGUUUACAUUGGCUGCAUGAAAUCUGGACCAGUUCUUGCUCAAAAAAAUGUUAAAUACCACGAACCGGAGUAUUGGAAAUUCGGCGAAGAAGGAAAUAAAUAUUUCCGUCACGCAACAGGGCAGAUCUAUGCUAUCUCGAAGGAUUUAGCCACCUACAUUUCAAUCAACCAGCCCUUAUUACAUAAGUAUGCAAAUGAAGACGUGUCGCUUGGUGCAUGGUUCAUCGGACUUGAAGUCGAGCACAUAGACGAUCGGAGCAUGUGUUGUGGUACUCCACCAGAUUGUGAAUGGAAAGCACAAGCGGGUAACGUAUGCGUAGCCUCGUUUGAUUGGAGCUGCAGCGGAAUCUGCAAAUCGGUCGAGAAGUUGAAAUUUGUGCACGAACAGUGUGGUGAAGGAGAGGAAGCUCUCUGGAAUGCUUUAUUAUAAAAUCUAUGUGUAACUUUAGCUUCUAUCAUUUUCUUUUUUUUUUUUUAUUAUUAAAGAAGUGUAACUUUAGCUUCACAAAUUGGACCUCAUGCAUAUAUAAUUUAUUAGGGUACAUUAUGGGCAUCUAUGAGGUCAAAUUAUGAAAAAAUCC